Salvia miltiorrhiza (redroot sage) is the source of this 874-nucleotide messenger RNA. RefSeq names its product protein EARLY RESPONSIVE TO DEHYDRATION 15-like. Lineage: Eukaryota; Viridiplantae; Streptophyta; Magnoliopsida; Lamiales; Lamiaceae. The record is from RefSeq and is a predicted model, not a curated record. The transcript is spliced from 3 exons. Bases 195 to 665 code for a protein of 156 amino acids.
GGUUCGGUCAAAUCCCAAAUCGGAGGCUCGUGACCAAAGCUCUAGGCUCGGAUAAUUCAACUCUAUAUGUACCCCCACUUUCACGAGCAACAGCCAACAAGGCAUAGCUCUUUACGUGUAAACUGCAAAUUGGCUUAAAAGUGAACGAGAAAGUUUUCCUGCAAGGUGAAAUCUGAUUUGAUAGCAAUCCGAUCAUGACUCUUGUCUCCGGCAGAAGGUCAUCGCUGAAUCCGGACGCGCCGCUAUUUGUUCCGGCGGCCAUGAGGGAGGUGGAGGAUUUCUCGCCUGAAUGGUGGGAUCUCGUGACCACCUCCACCUGGUUCAAGGACUACUGGCUCAGCCAGCAUCCGGGAGAAGAUAUUUUUGGCGCAGUGGGAGGUAGUUCUGAUGCCAACAAUGUUGUGGGAAUGUUGCCUGACAGCAUAGAUUUUGAUGUGGAUGCUGACAUCUUGAAUAUGGAGGCUGAGUUUAGAGAGGCUCUUCAGUUAUUUGAUGCUGAAUAUGGGUCUCAGGCAACAAGAGUAGUAGAAAAUGGAUUCAAGAACCGCGAUGCAGCAGUGUCCAACAUGGCCAAGCAGAGGAGUUUGAAUUCGCGAAGGGAGGCAAUUAACUACUGGGAGAGGCAGGGGAAGCACAGCCCUCGUUUCAUCCAGCAGCCACGUUGAAGGUUUAGUGAUGAUGAUCAGAGUUUGUUGAAUCAACCUCCGGUUUGAGUUUGUUGUAAGUUUAUGUACUUGGCAAGGUUGGUAAACUCUUUGUAUUUUAGCCUUGUUCAUAGUGUGACGUCCCUUGUUUAGUUUCUAGUAUAAGUGCUUUUAGAUUAUGUUGCAGUACUCGUCUCAAAUCAAUCUAAGAAAAGCUUAUUUUAGUUGAA